AUGCCCUCUUACUUCUAUCAUCUCUGUUUUGAAAUUCAAUCAGAAAAACUGUCGUCGAGCGCUUCAUCACUGGCAGUCGAAUCCGCCUCUGAAGCGCUCCAACCAUUCCAACACUCCCCGGGCGCAACAGCAACAGCAACAGCAACGAAUACAAUUGACUCCUCGAACUCAAGAGCCCACGAUCCCAAAGAAUUAACUCUCACCUAUCGACCGCGACAUACCGUUUCCUUUUCAGAUAGCAUCUCACCCUCCACAUCACCGAAUUCCUCCCUAUCCACCACCACCCCGCACCACAGCCCCCUCCAAUCCGACCCUCGUACUGGCCCAAUCUCAAUUCAGUGUAUUGAUAUGGUCGCGCCCGAAACCAGCUCGCAUCGCGCUCGGCGCCCUACAGCUGACGAUAAUCUCGUCUCCGCGGGCAUCGGCACGGAUAUCCUUGGCGGUCCACGCACAAAGGGUCGCUAUGUCCCUCUUGACCAGGAAAUCGGAGACAGCGUGAUCGGGAUUGUGCAUUUAUACCGUGAUUCUCAAGAGACGCCGUUCCUCACUAGCAACGAUGACGAUUCAUACCUGAAGGGCUCUGCUGCCGCGGCGAGACAACCCGGUGAUUCGACACUCGCAAGGAAUACCAAGCAUGUUCGUGGGAAGAACUCGACAGAUCUCAAGUCUUAUCCGUUCCCUAUUACUGCGUCUUCUUCUGGAUCCAUGCCUUCGCAGGGUCUGGAUGAAUGCACCACACUUUGUAUCCUGGCCGUGCCCUCCUAUCUUUCGCCGUCGGAUUUCCUAGGAUUUGUGGGAGAGAAAACACUGGACGAUGUGAGCCAUUUCCGAAUGAUUCGAACGCCUCGCGCAAAUAGGUAUAUGGUUUUGAUGAAGUUCCGAAAUGGGCGGAAAGCGACUGAAUGGCAGAAGGAGUGGAAUGGGAAGGUAUUCAACAGCAUGGAACCAGAGACAUGUCACGUUGUAUUUGUGAAAUCAGUCGAAAUCCAAGUUGUGGAACCAGGUUCACCUACAAGUUUCUCUCCAACUGAAGCUGGUCCGCUCUCUCCUGGCCAACCGACUCUCUCUACAAAACCACUUGCACCACCAACUCCCGCACUGAUAGAACUGCCCACCUGUCCAGUCUGUCUAGAGCGAAUGGACGAGACGACGGGCCUAUUGACUAUAAUCUGCCAACACGUCUUCCAUUGCACAUGUCUUCAGAAAUGGAAAGGCAGCGGAUGUCCAGUGUGUCGCUAUACACAAGAUGAUUUCCGACGCGGUAGCAUCAUCCCAGACCCGGAUAAAGAACCAGCCGAAUGUAGUGUUUGUCACACCGAAGAGAAUCUCUGGGCCUGUCUAAUCUGCGGAGAAGUCGGCUGCGGUCGAUACGAUGGCGCACACGCAUUCGAGCACUGGAAACAAAGCGCGCAUGCGUUCGCAAUGGAUCUAACCUCACAACGAGUAUGGGACUACGUGGGCGAUGCGUACGUGCACCGAAUAAUCCAAAGUAAAACCGACGGCAAGCUCGUUGAACUGCCCGCCGCAGAUAACAGCGCCCUCGAUCCCGAUUGGGCGGAUGCAGUUCCACGCGAGAAGCUCGAAAACAUGAGUGUGGAGUAUACGCAUUUACUCACCAGCCAACUCGAAAGCCAACGUGCCUACUUCGAAGAGGUAGUUGAGCGGGCCGCAGACAAAGCCUCACAAGCUAGCGCUGCAGCAUCUGCAGCAGAAACAGCCGUCAAGAGCGUCAUGAAGCAACUCGCAGAGUUACAGACAUCUCAUGAAUCUCUACGCAGUGAGACAAUACCAGGCCUAGAGCGAGAGAAUACAAGAAUAUCAAAACGGGCAGAGAAAUUCGAGGCGCUAGCACGGAAGAUGGAGAAAGAUUACAGGGAAGAGAAAAUAAUGAACCAGUCAUUAUUGGAACGAUUGGAUAUUAUAUCCAAGGAGAAUGAGUCGCUGAAAGGGGAGAAUGUGGAUUUGCAGGAGCAGAAUCGUGAUUUAACAUUUUUUAUUAGUGGCUCACAGCGGUUACAGGGACAAGAUGAGGAUAUUGUACAAGGGACUCUUAGUGUUCCUGAACCGGAGGCUGCGAAGAAGAAGAAGAAUAAGGGGAAAGGGAAAGGGAAGAGUUAG
Messenger RNA from Penicillium malachiteum, 2118 nucleotides. Its product is annotated as putative RING and UBP finger domain protein. Gene Ontology annotation, biological process: Ras protein signal transduction; protein ubiquitination. Gene Ontology annotation, molecular function: ubiquitin protein ligase activity; zinc ion binding. NCBI's taxonomy places the organism in Eukaryota, Fungi, Ascomycota, Eurotiomycetes, Eurotiales, Aspergillaceae. The record is from RefSeq and is a predicted model, not a curated record. The transcript has a single exon. Gene Ontology annotation, cellular component: cytoplasm. Bases 1 to 2118 code for a protein of 705 amino acids.